This is a messenger RNA of Postia placenta MAD-698-R-SB12, 573 nucleotides long. RefSeq lists its product as hypothetical. The record is from RefSeq and is a predicted model, not a curated record. The transcript has 3 exons. NCBI's taxonomy places the organism in Eukaryota, Fungi, Basidiomycota, Agaricomycetes, Polyporales, Adustoporiaceae. The annotation marks the transcript as partial.
AGGUGUCCUUGUCAGGAGGAGACGCGGGCGAGGACAUUAUCGGCGGCGGGGGGGACGGAGGACGGCCCGGGGGCGGAGGCGGUGGUUGUGGUUGUCCGCUGGUCGGACUUCGUGGGGAGCGAGUGCGUGAGCGGCCUCUCGGCGGAGACGGCGGUGAAGGCGCCGGAGGAAGUUUGGCGGUGGGGUUACGUAUGUCAGGGACUGCUGACGUGGAGGCGAGCGCUGUCGGCGAGGUGGGCCGAGCAGGAUCCGUGGGCUCGGGCUCCGGGACUCCUUCUUCACUCGCACUCUCCUCAGACUCUGGCUCUGACGCAGGGUCUGCAGGGAGAUCGGGAUCUCCUCCUGUUUGACUUGUACUGGCAACAGUUUGGGGAAGGCGAGAGCUGGGGGAAACAGCGCAGGAGUGCCGGGACGCAGAUUGAGAGGCGCGAAGAUGAGAGUGGUGGGACCGUCAGUGAUGUAGACGUCGACGAGGUCCUUGGAGUCGAAGGCGUGAACAAGGCCUUGACACGCAGCCACGAUGGGGGAAGGAAGGGAAGUAAGGGUGCGCACCACCCAACCUAUAGGAAGUGA